AUGGGUAUAUUGGCAGCGUACAGACCAUUUGUCUACCGCUGUUUCUCUUCACCAUGGCAGAUAUGCCCUCAGCGAGCUCAGCGAGCUCAGCGCGGAUUGAGUUGCACAGCCCUUCUGUCAUCCGGCCAUAACAGAUGGUCGAAGAUCAAACAUGACAAAGGCAAGAACGAUGCUGCAAAGAGCAAGGCACGCUCCCUAUUAUGCCGUGAUGUUAUCUUAGCAUCGAAACUUGGUGGUCCUGACCCGGCCUUUAAUCCUCGUCUAGUCGCAGCCAUGGCAAAUGCAAAGAAGGGUGCUCUAUCCCAGGCCUCCAUCGAGUCAGCCGUCGCGCGAGGCCAAGGCAAGUCGACCAGCGGAGCAGCGCUCGAGUCGUUGACCAUAGAAGCAAUGCUACCCUUCUCUGUGGGGGCAGUCAUUGAAUGCCAGACCGACGGGAAACUGCGUACUCUGCAGGACAUCCGGGCAAUGAUCCUGCGGCGAGGAGGAUCUAUCACGCCUACAACGUUUUUGUUUGAAAGGAAAGGAAAGGUGGUCUUCGAGAAAAGGGAUGGAAUCUCGACUGAUGAGGUGCUGGAUCAAGCGAUCGAGGCUGGAGCUAUGGAUGUGGAUAUGGACCAGGAUGGCAGGCUGGUAGUGGAAACUGAGCCGAGCGAGAUAUCGGUGGUUGCACAACGCUUGAGCAAGUCGUUGGGCGUGAAAGUGGAAUCCUCGGAUAUUAUACAUGAUCCCAAGGACGAUACCACGGUGUCUCUGAAUGAGGAGAAUAUGGCAGUAAUCGAGGAUCUUAUUGCGCAGAUCGAGGAGGAGCCCAGCGUGCAAGAUGUGUACAUAAAUGCCGCGUGA
Messenger RNA from Endocarpon pusillum Z07020, 843 nucleotides. RefSeq lists its product as uncharacterized. The record is from RefSeq and is a predicted model, not a curated record. Gene Ontology annotation, cellular component: mitochondrion. Lineage: Eukaryota; Fungi; Ascomycota; Eurotiomycetes; Verrucariales; Verrucariaceae. Bases 1 to 843 code for a protein of 280 amino acids. The transcript is spliced from 2 exons.